AUGGGACGAUGGUCUUCGGGCCGGCGACAGGCUACAACCCUGGGCGUGUUGGCGCCCGCCGGUGUUGCCGCAACGGCCGUAUACGUCCUGUUCAUCGGGUUGCCCAUUCUGGCAUUGUUGAUCCGCGCUUUCCAGCAGGACGGAUUCCUGGCCGGGCUGGGUGGUUCGCUGGUUGUCCAGGCGUUGCAACUGUCGCUGAUCACCAGCACAAUCAGUAUGGCGGUGGUCGUUGUUGUUGGCACACCGUUCGCGUUGUUGCUGGCCCGGCGAAAUUCCCCAUUGUUGCGGGUGAUCGAUUCUUUCGUAGAGUUGCCUAUCGUGUUGCCGCCCGUGGUUGCCGGGGUAGCCAUGUUGAUGGCGUUUGGGCGUAACGGGAUCCUGGGCCCGGGGUUAUCCGCGGUGGGAAUCACGCUGCCGUUCACCACCGGGGCGGUGAUCUUUGCGCAGGUUUUUGUGGCGGCGCCCUUCUACGUGAGGGCGGCGCGAAUAGGGUUUUCGGGAGUUGACGUAACCUUCGAAGACGUUUCGCAAACGCUGGGCGUGAGCCCAUGGUCUACGUUCUGGAGGCUGACCGUGCCCAUGGCAUGGCCGUCGCUGGUCACCGGGUUGGCGUUGGCCUGGGCGCGGGCGAUGUCCGAAUUCGGGGCGACCAUCAUGUUCGCCGGCAACCUGACCGGGCGCACCCAAACCAUGCCACUGGCGAUAAUGACGGCGAUGGAAUCCAGCCUUGGAGCUGCCCUGGCGCUGGCGGUGUUGUUAUUGGCGAUGUCUGUGCUGGCAUUGGCGCUGCUCGCGUUAUUGUUGCGCCGCAGCAACGGGGUCAGGUGA
This is a messenger RNA of Geodia barretti, 828 nucleotides long. Lineage: Eukaryota; Metazoa; Porifera; Demospongiae; Tetractinellida; Geodiidae. The record is from the annotation of a GenBank genome assembly.